Molecule: messenger RNA, 4121 nt
Organism: Gambusia affinis (western mosquitofish)
Lineage: Eukaryota; Metazoa; Chordata; Actinopteri; Cyprinodontiformes; Poeciliidae
Gene: baiap2l2a
Product: BAR/IMD domain containing adaptor protein 2 like 2a
Exons: 14
Coding region: 197-1507 (436 amino acids)
Biological process (GO): actin crosslink formation; positive regulation of actin filament polymerization; actin filament bundle assembly
Cellular component (GO): nucleoplasm; cytosol
Molecular function (GO): protein binding
Source: RefSeq, a predicted model, not a curated record
UAGGGCUGGUGUUGGUUUCCAUCUCACCGGGCCGCCUUUUUGCCUCUGCUCCUCGUCAGGUUCGAUCCGGCUCGACCCGCCUUUCCUCCGCAGGCCCGACUCGGUCCACCUGGAUGACUGACGGGCUGGUUUCCGGCAUUCCCCAGGGUUUUGGUUUUUCUUUUCUACGGACCGCCGCGCCGUUCUAGAUGCGAACAUGUCGGGAAUUAAUGGCGACCAGCUGCACCGCUCCACCUUGGGGAUUUACCGGAGUCUGACUGACGAGUUCAACCCCAGUCUACAGAAACUGGUUUCACUGGGAAACAGCUAUGCCCAUGCCUUCAAAGACCUUGUUGUCAGCAGCGAGGCUUACUUCACGGCGCUUUCAGAGAUCGGACAGAAAGCUUUCUACUCCACGUCGUCCCGCUCCCUGGGAGACGUCCUGAUCCAGAUCGCCGACAACCAGCGGAGACUCGCCUUGGAGCUGGAGGGAGUGUUCCGCAACUUUAGUCUGGAAGUCCUGCAGGUGAUGGAGAGCAGCGUCCAGCUGGACAUCGACUACAUCUCACACAGCAGGGCGACGUACGAGAGGGAAGUCCACAAGCAGGCGGCGGCGGCUCAGCAGAGGCAGCGGAGAGGAGGAACCGGCCAGGAGUACCUGCAGUUUCUGAGUGAGAGCCACCAGGAGGCGCUGCAGGAGGAGGAGAGGCGGUACCGCUUCCUGGCUGAGAAACACUGCGGCCUCGUGCAGUCCAUCGGCCUCCUCAUGAAAAAGACAUCGGGGCCUCUCCUGCAGAAAGCCGAUGUCUGGACAGAGGAGGUCGACGCCACCAGGCGACCUGAGCCCCAGCGACCCGCCGCCGUGGACAACGCUGGAGGGAUGAGGGCGGAGGACAUCAGACAGAUCCGAGAGGAGAUGACUCUGGGCAAGGUCCCGUCAAGGGCGCCGUCCCCGGUGGGAAGCGUUUAUCGCUCCAGAGGCGGCGGCGGUGGCGGCGGAGCUGUGUCCAUGAGGGCCAAGGCGGCACACCAGCCCUCUAGCUCCAACCCCACCCUGCUGCCCUUCUCCAGGGGGCAGAUCAUCACCGUGAAGACCCGGCAGCCCAGGAAUGGCUGGCUCUACGGAUACGCUGAGAACGGCUCAGGUCAGGGGUGGUUUCCAGCCUCCUAUGUGGAAGAACUUGACGAUCCUCCGAUGUCGUCCAGCUCCUGGAACUACAGUCUUCGAAGCAGCAGCAGCAACACGAGCGACCUGCUGGACCAACCAGGAGGGAGCAGCAGCAGGACCAGCAGUGCCAUGAGCAGCGUGUUCGACCUGCCAAAACCCAGCAGCAGCAGCAGCAGCAGCAGCAGCAGGAGUGGAGCCCCGCCUCCUCCGCCUCCUCCACCUGCGCAAUCCUCAUCUAAAUCGCAGUCGGAGAGAUCGCAGAACGAACUCUUCCCGAGAGGCACCAAUCCGUUCGCCACGGUUAAGCUGAAGCCCACUCGCACCAACGACAGAUCUGCUCCAAUACUAUACCGGAAAUGACUUCUCGACCAGGGAAGAGGCGAUGAUCGGUGAUGGCCGUUUUAUUGAACCACAGUACUGGUCCUAGAUCAACUUUCUGGAUGUUUUCUUCACAAUUAUCAUCGUGUGAAUGAGUGAAGCAGUUAGUCUUUUAACAUUUUAAAACCUCUUGUGUUUUUUGGGUUUUUUUUUUUAUUUUUUUUUAUUGCUACAAGCUCAAACUUCAGUUAAAAUGUGUUUCAAUGUGUUUGUUUUUGGAUUGUAUGUGUAAGAGCACACUUUGUAAUUUUUUGGGGAGUGGAUUCUCAUCGGACGGACGUGUAAUUAAAAUGCUGCAUCAUCUGCGAACAUCAGUUUUAAAAUCUAGGUUUGGACUUUAACUAGGCCACUUAACCGAUAUGCUUUGGUCCAAACAUGAGGUUGUCUAAAAACCCACAGCCAUUGCUAUAAAAUUUGUAAAGAAACAUUGAAUUUAACUUUUUUUCCCCCUAAUAUUUAUUCAGCAAUUAUUACAUUGUUUUAGCAUGAAUGCUGCCUCUUGUCUUCUGACUUUAGUUGGCAAUGAGUUUUUUCACCACAAUUGUGGUAAAAGAAACAUAAUACUUUUAUAUCAAUCCUAUCAAGUUUGAUUUAUUCCCCAUGGUUUAGUUUUUUUGUAAUGUUUUUUUUUGUUUGUUUUUUGCGAGAGCAAGGCUGCUGGAUGGUUCCUUCUGUCUUUUUUCUUCUUCUGUUUUUCUUUUGUCCAAUUAACGGAACGGCCAUAAAAAAAUUUUCCCCUAAUUUUUUUUUAGCUUUCCUACACCUUCUGGUGUGUUUCUCGUUCUUCCCCGAUGUUCUCCACCCUACUAAUUGGGCAACAUGUGGGUUCUAUUCAGCAGGAUAAUGAAAUAAUUAUCACAGUUUGAUACAAAGACCAUGAACUGUCGCAUAAAGUCAUAGAAAAAUACAUUGAAGUUUGUGGUUUCAAAAUGACAAAAUAUGAGAAGAAAUUUAACAAAUCUAUGCCGAUUUUGGGACUCAGAUCAACAGCAUUUUGAUAUGUGUUCAGAUGUUUUUAGCUGUAGAUAGCUUGUGUCAUUUCACAGUUCCAUAUCAGUUCUCUUUUAUUCCUGAUUUUUUUUUUUCCUGAAUCUCUACAGCUCCAUUUAUAUCCGUGUGUCCUGAUGAGAUUAUAGUUCAUGUCGCAGAUCGUGUAAAACUCUGGUGAAUAAUGCUGUGUGUUAAAGGAUAACGUCACGCCUUCUGUCUGGGAUGAUCACUGAUUUGAGAUUCAAGCGCAUUACGUCCAAAUAUCACGUUUUCCUCACUGCUGAUUUCUGGGAAGAUUAAUAAAUCCUGCUGCAUUUCUUUUCGUUCUCUAAUGAAGCAAACUAAUGGGAGUUUAAUGUAGCAUAGCGGGAGGUUUUCAUCACGGUUUAAGAAAUAAGCUCUCAUUUUUGUUGUCCCAGCCGUUUAACGGAGCGCUGGAGCAAGUAGUGAAUUUAUUGAUAGUCGGUACGGUUCAGAUCGUUUUGCUCAGGCACCGCAAUGGCCUACUAAGAAGUAAAAGAUCCAAGAUUCUUGCGGUUCUUAUUUGGGUUCUCCACUGGACAUACUUGACCUAAAUUGAACCUUAGUGCGAAUCCAAUUAUGCUAAUGGUUCGACAGCAGCCUGGCUCUUCCGAGGAAAGACUCCGGCUCCUUGGGAUGUUGUGGUGUUUUUAUCUCGUCCUCAGCGGAGAAUAUACAUUCGUAAAUCGGGACUUCUUCACGGAUUGCCUGAGCGGCUUGUUUUUCGGGAGUCUUUUGCUAAUGAGGGCUAAUAAGGUGGCACCUAUGACCCGCCUAAGUUCGCUUCUUGUUGUGCUUCUUAAGUAACUGCGGAAGCAGGUGAAAGAAAAUCAGAAACAAGUCAACACAGACUCGCAUGUGAGUGCUAAUCUUGAGCUUUUAAUGAUUAGCCGAUGUUUUCGGCACAAAGUGGCUACAUAGCAAACAAGCUAAAUGACUUUGAAGGUGAAUUUGGGGCACAAGUUUGAAUUUAUUCAGUGUUUUCUCUGUAUAGAGUCCAAAUAAGCUCCAAAAUAUAAACACCUUUAAAAAUAUGUGGCUAAAUAUCGGUUAGCGAGUCACGUUUGGUGUAAUUCUAGCUGGAUAUUUGCCUAAUCUGGUUGCAGAAUUAGCUAAACUUCAGUUGUUUUUUUGUUUUUGUUUUGUUUUGUUUUAUGCUAAGUUCACUCCAAAUAUUUUCAAAAAUGUUGAGAGAAAUCUGACUUUCAGACUGCUGGGAUUUUAUGUGAUCUUGAAACAAAAAAUUGGACGAAACGAUCCAAGAAUCAAAAAGCCUGUUAUGGAGUACCAGCUGUUUUUUUUUUAAAAUUUUUUAUUAUUUUAUUUUGUUUUCCAGUUGCUUCCAAAUCUUUGAACUUAAUGUAAAAUCAGCAGCUGCAUGGCUGAUUCAGGUUGUUCAAACAAAAGACAGUAUGGACAUUUUUGAGCUCGUGUGAGUUGGAGACCAUCUUGUUUGCCCAAAGGUUGAUUUUAAUAAUUUUUAAGGUUCUGUGCGACAUUAUUUCCAAUGUUGAUUGAGUGAGUGCAAAAUCUUGAACUGUAGAUUGAGAGUAAAAGAAAUAAACCCAGCAUAUCAGAAGAUGUU